UAAGUAUCACUUCAACACCUCUGUCAAUAACAUUUCUUUUCUUUUUAACUUUCUCUCAAGAUCUUCCUUGCUUUCGGUGCUUUCUUUUCCAAUACUCACGUUCUUUUCAUCUCUUUCUUACCUAAUCUCUAUUACCCAUCUCUUAUUUUCUCUUUUUUAUUUUACAUUGUUAGCUUCUACUUGUAUCAUAUAUAUCCUUUCAAGUAUUUUCUCUACCUCUUUUCUUCAGUUGCUUCCUCUUCAAGAUCUUAUCUUACUCUGCUUACAAUUCAAGCUGAAGUUUUCUCUCCGGAAAGUGAUGCAUCAAAUUUUCUAGAAUUAUUAAGCUACCUGGAAUGCUUCUUCACCAUCGAAUCUUUUAACUCAACCAAACAUUUCUCUUUUCUCAGUAAGCUGUAAGAGGCAAAACACUGACUUUUUGUCAUGGAUUCAAGUAGUAGUCAUAAUUUUCAGAACCAAUCUGAUUCUGGGUUGUUGAGGUUUCACUCUGCUCCAGGCUCUCUUCUUGCUAAUUUCACUGAUACCGUUAAUAAGAGUAAUUUUGAAGCAGACAGAUUAAUGUCAAGAUUCAUGAACUCUGGAGGGGAUACUGGUAAUAACUCUAACUUUCAAGAAUUUGAAGAUAAAUCGUCGGUUCAUUAUGGGAUUAUUAAUUCUCAACAAAAGUGUUGUGGGUUGCCUCCUUAUUGUCCAAGGCAGAGUUCUCCUAUGGACACCUCAUUUGAGCUCUUAAUGGAUCAGAACACUCAAGUAAAAAAUGUUAACUCCAAUCUCGUUCGGCAGAGUAGCUCCCCUGCUGGACUUUUUGCCAAAUUGUCUGCUCAAAAUGGCCACUCAACUGCAAGGGAAGUAGGAAACUACGGUGGGUUGAAUGGAUCAAAUGGAGAAGUCAAUCCAUCUACAAAUAGACUGAAAAGUCAGCUUAGCUUAUCAUCAAGAAUACCUUCUCGGUUGGGCAUCCUCUCCAAGAUCUCCGAAAUUGAGAGUGAUAACAUUGCAGGUAGUCCUACUGAUGGAAAGGUUGGAAAUGGUAAUGGUGAUGCUCGAUUUUAUUGUGCUGGAUUCCCGUAUGGUUCUUGGAACGAGUCAUCCCAUUUUGUGGAUAAUUUUACUGGCAUGAAAAGAGACCAGGAAAAUGACAGGAAGUUAUUUUCUAGUACUCAGAGUGGAGAACUGGGAAAUUGCGUUCACAUAUUAUCCCAUCAGUUGAGUUUGCCUAAGACUUCGGCAGAGAUAGCUGCCAUGGAGAAGUUCUUCCAGUUUCAGGAUUCUGUCCCCUGCAAGAUUAGAGCAAAACGUGGUUGUGCCACUCACCCUCGAAGCAUUGCCGAAAGGGUUAGAAGAACCCGGAUCAGUGAACGAAUGAGGAAACUACAAGAGCUUGUUCCAAAUAUGGACAAGCAAACAAACACCGCGGAUAUGUUAGAUUUGGCUGUUGAGUAUAUUAAAGACCUCCAAAAGCAAUUUAAGACUCUUAGUGACAAUCGGGCCAACUGCAAGUGUUCAAAUAUUCAGAAGCCAGUUCCGAAUCAAAUUGUUGGACUCGCUUCUGCACAGAAGAUGAGGAAAAUGAUGAAUAGGGGUUAGCAUUUUCAUUUUCUCUUUAAUGAAUUAAGCAAGUGUAACGAAGCUCGAGUUUAUGUUGCUUCAUUAGCUAUGACCUAGAAAGGCAGAUAGAAUUUACACCACAAGAUUCAAAGCCUGUAAGCUAGAGAAGUAUGGUUACCAUAUAUUAUGAAAUAAAGUGAUAAUUGUACAGGACAUGUUAAUGCAUUUCUUUUUACAUGCAAGCCUACAAUUUAUUUCA
This is a messenger RNA of Mangifera indica (mango), 1807 nucleotides long. Its product is annotated as transcription factor bHLH130-like. Gene Ontology annotation, biological process: regulation of transcription by RNA polymerase II. The record is from RefSeq and is a predicted model, not a curated record. Gene Ontology annotation, cellular component: nucleus. Lineage: Eukaryota; Viridiplantae; Streptophyta; Magnoliopsida; Sapindales; Anacardiaceae. The transcript has 6 exons. The coding region runs from base 424 to 1587 and encodes 387 amino acids. Gene Ontology annotation, molecular function: DNA-binding transcription factor activity, RNA polymerase II-specific; RNA polymerase II cis-regulatory region sequence-specific DNA binding; protein dimerization activity.